This is a messenger RNA of Closterium sp. Naga37s-1, 2139 nucleotides long. Lineage: Eukaryota; Viridiplantae; Streptophyta; Zygnematophyceae; Desmidiales; Closteriaceae. The record is from the annotation of a GenBank genome assembly.
AUGCAGGCUGGCAUUCGUGACUUGGCCGGCAUUCGUGACUUGGUCGACGACUUCGAGCACGGAAGGGGCAUCGGCAGCAACCGAUUCAAAAACACAGCGGAUGGCGGCACAGGUGAUGGGGAAGGCGGUGGUGGGGAUGGCAGCACUGCGGGUGCAGCGGAGGAGGAGCGGCGUGAUGACGAAUUCCCUGGGCUUGGCGGUGGCUGGGAUGAUGACGAUGAUGACUGGGGCUUUGGGAAUGGGGGGGCUGGUCGUGGUGCUACUGCUGGUGCCACUGCUGCUACUGGUGGUGCCACUGGUGCUGCUGCUGCCAAUGUUGGUGCUGCUGCCGCUGGUGCUGCUGCUGCUGCCACUGCCGCUGCUGCUGCCAAUGGUGCUGCUGCUGCAAAUGGGGCUGCUGCUGCCAAUGGCACUGCGGAUAGUGAGGAUGCUCUUAUGGAGGAUGACAUGGGCGCGGGCACGACAGCAGAGUCCCCAAGGGACACCCCUGGUAGUGUGGGUGCAGGCGUGAAGCGCAAGGCGAAGAGGCUUUUGAGUCGACUCAAAGGUCAUCCUGUGGCUGCCCCUGGUGAUUUGGGCGCGGGCACCACGGCAGAGGCCCUUGCGGACACCACAGCAGAGGCUCGAAAGGGUACCACUGGCAGUGUGGGUGCAGGGGCGAAGCACAAGGCGAAGAGGCGACGGGGGUGCAUACUGGAAGCGGAAGGGCAAGCAGACGGAAAGAAAGCAGAGAGCGACAGAGAGACAGAAGGGAUUAGGCUUCCUGGAGAGGAGGAGGAGGAGGAGGAGGAGGAGGAGGAGGAGGAGGAGGAGGAGGAGGAGGAGGAGGAGGAGGAGGGUAUAGAAGAGAAGGAAGGGGACAGUACAGAAGAGCAGAAGGGAGAGGAGGGUACACAAGAGGAGAAGGGAGAGGUGGGAACAGAAGAGAAGGAAGAGGAGGGUACGGAGAAGAAGGGAAAGCCGGUUGCAGAAAAGGACAAGACAGAGGAGGGUACAGAAGAGGAGAAGGAAGAGGAGGGCACAGAACAGGAGAAGGGAGGGGAGGUUGCAGAAAAGGACAAGGCAGAGGAGGGUGCAGAAGAGAAGGGAGAGGAGGCUACCUACCAGGAGAAGGUAUUGGUAGCGGACGUGGCCAGAGCUGAUGCUCCUGCUGCUAUGUCACCUGCAAGUGAUCCUCCUGCUGCUAUGUCACCUGCAAGUGAUCCUCUUGCUACUAUGUCACCUGCAAGUGAUCCUCUUGCUGCUAUGUCACCUGCAAGUGAUCCUCUUGCUGCUAUGUCACCUGCAAGUGAUCCUCUUGCUGCUGUGGCGCAUGAACCUGCAGCUACAGCAUCCGAGCCUGCAGAUGUUCCACCUGAACUUGCUGCUGUGUCACCUGUGGCACAUGAACCUGCACCUGCUGCAUCUGAACCUGCAACGGCGGCAUCGACACCAGCAGCUGCAGCUCCUGCAGAUGUUCCACCUGAACUUGCUGCUGUGUCACCUGUGGCACAUGAACCUGCACCUGCUGCAUCUGAACCUGCAACGGCGGCAUCGACACCAGCAGCUGCAGCUCCUGCAGAUGUUCCACCUGAACUUGCUGCUGUGUCACCUGUGGCACAUGAACCUGCACCUGCUGCAUCGGUACCUGCAAUGGUGCCAUCGGAACCAGCAGCUGUGGAUUCUGAACCUGCAGGUGCAGCUUCUGAGCCUGCUGAUGUGGCACCUGAACCUGCUGCUGUGGCACCUGAACCUGCUGCUGUGGCACCUGAACCGGCUGCUGUGGCACCUGAACCUGCUGUUGUGGCACCUGAACCGGCUGCUGUGGCACCUGAACCGGCUGCUGUGGCACCUGAACCGGCUGCUGUGGCACCUGAACCUGCUGUUGUGCGUGCUGCAAAGGCGGAUGGUGAUGCUGGCACCACGGAAUGUGCAUCUGACCCCUCAUGUGUCCCUGGUGCUGAAGAACCUUGUGCUGAUGAUGAUUCUGGUGACAUUCUUGUAUUAACUGCUGCUGCUGCAACUGCUGGUGCUGCGAAAUCUGGUGAUGCCGGUGGUGUUGGCACAGGUGGUGGACCUGCACUUCUUCCUGGUAGUGCAGCGAGGUAUGUGAGCGAGGAGGAGCUUGCUUCUUUCAUCCAGUUUUUGGAUGACGUGUGA